AUCACAGUCGCGUAACGGGUUGAAGUCACGUGAUACACUUUCGCGCCGUUUUAAAUGUAUACACGCCAUUGUCCAUUCAUUUAGGAACAACAUCUCGUUUCAAGCGCAAUAACAGAGGAAAAAUAAACAUGCCACCCCGAGAUUACACAGCAGAGAAAGACAAAAUAAAAACAUUCCUACAGGAGUUUUACAAGGAUGGGGCAGAUGGUGGGAAGGAUUUCGUCUAUGGUCAACAGUUGGUAAAAGUAGCUCACAGAGAACAAGUUGGGCUGUGGAUAGAGCUUGAUGAUAUAUACGAUCAUGACCCAGAUUUGGCAGAUGCCAUCACUGAAAAUACGCGGCGCUACACAAGUCUGUUUGCCGACAUUAUUCAAGAGAUUCUCCCCGACUACAGGGAAAGAGAGGUUAUACAUAAAGAUGCUUUGGAUGUGUACAUUGAACACAGAUUGCUUCUUGAGCAGAGAAAUCAUCCUGAUGGCCCGGAAGUUACCAGAGACCCAAGGAACAAAUACCCAGCUGAACUAAUGAGAAGAUUUGAGAUUUACUUCAAGGCUCGUAGUGCACAGAAGCAUGUAUCAAUUAGAGAAGUGAAAGCCGAGGCCAUUGGUAAACUAGUCAGUGUAAAGGGUAUUGUAACAAGGGCAACAGAAGUGAAACCAAUGAUGGUUGUUGCAACAUACACAUGUGAUACCUGCGGCAAUGAAACUUACCAACCUAUUGCAUCUCCAUCAUUUAUGCCACUGUUGAUGUGCCCAAGCACUGACUGUACCACCAACAGGUCAGGGGGACGCCUGUAUUUACAGUCCAGAGGUUCCAAAUUUGUGAAGUUUCAAGAGAUUAAGAUACAAGAACAUAGUGAUCAAGUACCUGUGGGAAACAUUCCGAGAAGUAUGACAAUUUUCUGUCGCGGUGAGACGACACGUUUAGCACAGCCAGGUGAUCAUAUCAGUGUUGCUGGAAUCUUCCUACCAACCAUGAAGCAGGGUUAUGCCAACCAGGGUGGACUUUUGUCAGAGACUUUCCUUGAAGCACAUAGAAUCACAAAAAUGAACAAGACUGAGGACGACGAACUUGGAGUUGAGGAACUCACCGAUGAUGAAAUCAAACAGGUUGCAGAAGAAGACUUUUAUGAUAAGCUUGCUACAAGUAUUGCGCCAGAAAUCUACGGACACGAGGAUGUGAAGAAGGCUCUAUUGCUACUGUUGGUUGGCGGUGUUGAUAAGUCGCCUCAAGGAAUGAAAAUUAGAGGAAACAUUAAUGUUUGCUUGAUGGGAGAUCCUGGUGUUGCCAAGUCUCAGCUUCUUUCCUUCAUUGACAGACUGGCACCAAGAAGUCAGUACACAACUGGUAGAGGAUCAUCGGGUGUAGGUCUGACUGCUGCUGUGAUGAAGGACCCACUGACUGGUGAGAUGAUGCUGGAGGGCGGAGCUCUCGUGUUAGCAGACCAGGGUGUAUGCUGUAUUGACGAGUUUGAUAAAAUGAUGGACGCUGAUAGAACAGCCAUUCACGAAGUGAUGGAACAGCAGACCAUCUCCAUAGCUAAGGCAGGAAUUAUGACCAGUUUAAAUGCUAGAGUGUCAAUUCUGGCUGCUGCUAACCCAGCAUAUGGAAGGUACAACCCUAAACGAACCAUUGAACAGAACAUACAGUUACCUGCUGCCCUACUCUCCAGAUUUGAUAUUCUCUGGUUGAUACAGGACAAGGCUGACAGGGACAAUGAUCUAAGGUUGGCACAGCAUAUAACCUAUGUACAUCAGCACAACGUUCAACCACCUACACAGUUUACACCACUAGAUAUGAAACUUAUGAGGAGGUAUAUAGCACUAUGUAAGAAGAAGCAACCUAUAAUUCCUGAGAACUUGUCUGAUUAUAUCACUGGUGCUUAUUGUGAGAUGAGAAAAGAGGCUAGGAAUGGUAAAGACAUGACCUUUAUGUCGGCCAGAACCCUGCUUGCUAUACUGCGUCUUUCCACUGCUUUGGCGAGGUUACGUUUGUCUGACUCUGUACAGAAGGAAGAUGUUAAUGAGGCCAUUAGAUUGAUGGAAAUGUCCAAGGAUUCACUCAACCCUGCCCAUGAAAUGCACUCUAGAGCCCAGAAUGUUACAGAUAAGAUUUUCGCUAUUGUACGUGAAAUGGCACCAUCAAAGGGAGUUAAGUCUGUCAAGGUAGCCGAUGUAAUGGAACAGUGUACAUCGAAGGGAUUCAAACCGGACCAGGUAGAUGCAUGUAUAGAGGAGUACGAGGAACUCAACGUGUGGCAAGUGAACCAGGCUCACACGAAGAUCACAUUUAUAUAAAAACAAUGGCGUGGAUAGAUUUAAGACUGUGAAAAGUGUGUGCUGUUGUCAGAAGAAGCGUGGACCAAUUAUUACCAUUUUUAAACAGCUUUUAACAACUUGAAAGUUUGUAUCCAUGGAUUGAAAAAUUUAAUUUAAGUGAUCAAAACAUUGAAAUAUUGACAAUAGAAAUUCAAAUCUUAAAAUCUUGUAAGAUCCAUUGAAUUAUCGUCUGUGUAAAUUGGUAUUUCCUAUAGUUAUAUACAGGUGUGAAGUCAGUAAAGGUCUGUAGCUACUGUUCAUCAUUGUUAAUCAGUUUCCUUAAACUUACAAGGUGUUCAUUUAAUGUCGAGGACAAAAAGAUCAUGCACACAGUUGUCAAUAUAGAUUUUUAACCUUAUUGUGUUCAGAAAUGAAAAAUGUGUUCAUGAAUUUUCACUAAACAUUUAAUCAUGAAAUUGUAAUUUGAAUAUUUUUUAUUCUUAAAAAAAAAUAGAAACUUUUCAUUAAUUAUAAAUACAUUAGGGAAGGAAAGAUUUUUAGGUUAUAUUUUUAUAAUAGUAGUAAAUUGAAAUUUGUUUUUUUUCCUUAUCUCAUCAUUGUAUAUACCAUAUUUUUAUCAUAUGUAACUAGAAUCAUGUUGAUAAUAGUAAAAUAAAAUACUUGUAAAAGAAAAA
This is a messenger RNA of Ruditapes philippinarum (Manila clam), 2953 nucleotides long. RefSeq names its product DNA replication licensing factor mcm7-like. The transcript is spliced from 15 exons. Gene Ontology annotation, cellular component: MCM complex; nucleus. Gene Ontology annotation, biological process: double-strand break repair via break-induced replication; DNA replication initiation; DNA replication. NCBI's taxonomy places the organism in Eukaryota, Metazoa, Mollusca, Bivalvia, Venerida, Veneridae. The record is from RefSeq and is a predicted model, not a curated record. Gene Ontology annotation, molecular function: single-stranded DNA binding; ATP binding; single-stranded DNA helicase activity. The coding region runs from base 129 to 2297 and encodes 722 amino acids.